ACGUAACUGCAUCAUUCCAAGAAGCACCAUUCAUAACCAAACUCCUGAACCUUUCUCGCUUAUCCGGCUAAGGAAGUUGCAGCUUUAUCAUCUAUGCUAAGGGCGAUACGCUGAGAAUGGAGUAUCGACCCUUAGACAUAACUGUGAUAUCUGCAACAGAUCUGAAAAAUGUGAACAUUUUCAUGAAAAUGGCGGUUUUUGUGGAGGUUUACAUAAGCGGUGAACAUGAGGAGUCACCAAAGACGAAGCGCAAGACACAUAUGGACAGGAGCGGGGGCUGUGAUCCAGAAUGGAACCACAGGUUCAAGUUCACCGUUGAGGAAGCUUCCAUUUUCAAGAGUUUCAUCAACUUUUAUCUCAAGGCGGAACGUGGACUUGGUGAUAAGGUUGUUGGAGUGGUUCGGAUUCCUCUUAUGGAUCUCCUUCAAGAUUCUAAAGAUAACAAGACAUCGCAGGACACAGAGGCAGAGUAUCAGGUCUCAACAACAGCAGGAAAGGCUAAAGGAAGCCUUAAAAUUUCCUUUAGGUUCGGAGAAAAAUUUGUACAACAGGUUGAGGCUAAUCCCCCUGUCACAAAUACUGCUGCACUUCCUGAGGUAUAUUCACCACCGAAAUCUAAUGGAACUGAUGUUGCUGGUAAUGGUGGAUAUUAUCUACCACCCCCAGGUAAUGGAACGGAUGCUGGUCAUGGGGGAUUUUUUAUUCCCCCAUACGCGUUGCAUGCACAGCCAGGGGCGGUACCAGGAAAAUUCCCGGUUCCACCAGGGUAUAGUUAUCGAGGAUAUGGCGGUGGAGGUUAUAUUUAUCCAUAUGCUCCAGCUUUUUACCCACCGCCUCCUGUCUAUAGCUAUCCAGGACAGCUUGUGGCAUAUGCGUAUAAUCCUGUCCAGCAGCCUGAUCCAGUGCCAGAAAAGAACGAAAAAUCAGGAUUUGGUAUGAACGAAAAAGCUGGAAUGGUAGCAGAAGUUUUGGUUGGGGAUGUAGUAUCCGAGGCUGCAGAAAUGGCACUGGAGGAUGCUGCAGAGGCCCGUAAUGAAGAUAUAGAUGUCGGAAAUACAGAUGCCAUAGAUGUCAGACAUACAGAUGAUACAGAUGUCAGAGAAACAGAUGAAUGAGGUUGUGUAACAUAGAGAAAUGGCGGUGGAAGGCAAUUUUGGUCGCUUAGUGGAAUGAGGUUGAUAUAUUUUAACAUCCUUCAUUAAGUUUUUGAAACUAGAGUUGAUCAUUGAUUUUGUCACUCUCUUUCUCUACAUGUAUGCAACUAAUAGCAUACAUUGUGAUGAGGAUCCACUGGUAAACUUGUUAAUCAUAGAUUUUAGGAGUUUCAUGUGGACUCGCUGCAAUAUAUGCUGAAUAUUAGUGCAGCAAAGUAUUGAGAUUGUAUAUCUGGCUAUCAUGUAACUGUAAGCAUUUAUAAUGUGUUCCAAAUUCUA
Daucus carota subsp. sativus is the source of this 1433-nucleotide messenger RNA. Its product is annotated as protein SRC2. Lineage: Eukaryota; Viridiplantae; Streptophyta; Magnoliopsida; Apiales; Apiaceae. The transcript has a single exon. Gene Ontology annotation, biological process: defense response. The coding region runs from base 117 to 1115 and encodes 332 amino acids. The record is from RefSeq and is a predicted model, not a curated record.